Molecule: messenger RNA, 1881 nt
Organism: Mauremys reevesii (Reeves's turtle)
Lineage: Eukaryota; Metazoa; Chordata; Testudines; Geoemydidae
Product: CMRF35-like molecule 1
Exons: 5
Cellular component (GO): plasma membrane
Molecular function (GO): transmembrane signaling receptor activity
Source: RefSeq, a predicted model, not a curated record
GACUGGGGCGAUGAGGAUUAUCCGAAGUUCUGGUGCCGGGACGGAGGACGUUGGACAGGAAGUUGGCGCUGUUCCGACGGUUACAUCGUCGAGACCAACAGGUCAGAGGCGGAGGUGACGCGGGGCAGAGUCUCCAUCCGAGACAAUCGCACCCAGCGCGUGUUCACCGUGACCGUGGGGAACCUGACACCGGCAGACGCCGGCACGUACCGCUGCGGGGUGGGGAAGAGGUGGAAAGUUGAUCCCACGGCCGCUGUGACACUCACCGUCUCCCCAGAUAAUUCUUCCCCACCCCCAACAAUAAGAUCCUCAUCAGCGACAGUGCAACCAGCUUCCUCUUCUCCCUCAAAACCUACUUCCCUCUGGACAACUGCUGUGAAAAGGAAAUCCAGCUUCUCCAGUAACCAAGACACCACUUCCUCUGACAGGGACCGAACCCCAGACAUCCUCCUCUACAUCCUGCUACCAUGCGUCCUGCUGGUUCUCAUUUUGUUUCUGCUCGCUGCUGUGAUGUUGGUGAGACUGUCCAAGAAGAGGAAAAAAGAGCUUUCAGGAGCAUCUGUGCAGAGGGACAAGAACAUCAACCUGUCAAAUUUGGGGUCAGAAGAGGUUUCUUAUGCCACUGUGACGAUUUCCACCCCCGACCAGCAGCCCAUCUAUGCCAACGUGGAGCAGCGCCCCAAGACAACACGCCCAGCCAAGCCCCCUGAAGAAACCCUGUACAGCGCUGUGAAGCAGUCCCCCAAACACUAACCCUGGAUAUGAGGCAGAGUGGGGAUGGGGGCUGCAUAGUCCUUAUCCAGGCUGCUUGAUCCCGACCUGGCAAAACUUGAAGCAACAGGGUUUAGAACCAAAUCUGACCUGGACAAACUCCGGCAGCUGUUGUAGGCAGAGGAUUUACGGACACACUCAGCUGGAACUGGAGUCUGUGGGUUUGUCCAAUGGACAGGUGGCCUGAUGGAAUUAAAGAGUUGCUGUUCUCCUGUGAGGAGUGAGUUCAAAGAGCCAAUGGCUGGGCUUACAGACAAUGAAACUCCUCAGGAUCUGUUCAGCGGGACCGGAGAGAAACCUUGUGUCUGUGUUUGAAUUUCAUACACUUGGUGCAAAAAGGGAGCUUAGCAGGACCAUGAAGCAAACCUGCCUGCAGGAGGAGUUUCCUCCAGAUCAGGAAAGAAGGUAGUUCCCCCUGUCACCACCUCCCACAGCAAGUUAACCUGGAAACAGAUCCAGGCAUCAGAGAGAUGGAUGGAAAUAGAAUUUAUAUGCUCACAGGUGUCUUUGUGAUUAAAUCUAUCAAGCUCUGGAAUCAAAUCAGGUCAGGCACCUACAUCCCAGCCUGAUUUCAUACAGGUACUUAAACCCCAUGGAACUGAAUUUUGAACUGGCUGGACACAGGGCCAUCACCAUCUACAGAGAGGAGAAGUGCAUGGGGAGGAACAUGGGCCUCGGAGCUGUAUCUAUGCGUUAUGGGGGAUGGUAUUAUUAAGGUUGCCUCCCCAACACUUCCCAUUAUAAGACCCUGUUUUAGUUGCUUAGAACUUUGCCAAAGUUGAAUUUUAAAUUUUCCAUGCCAGGUGUCUACCUCAGAAUGGGUUUUUUUAAGUUUCAACCAAACAGUUCAGAUAUUUCUGAGAACAAGGCCAGGGAUAAAUACGCUGUGUUGCAAUGUUAACAAAAAUUCUCUCCACCUUUGCUUUGAGACGCUGUAGCGCCUCCACACUUUGGAGCCGGGACUUGAAAUCUGGCAGAUAGUGGCCCGUAUGUCAGGGACGUGCCGUUUGCUGUUGCUGUGAAAAUCCAGGCAAAUUUGGCCAAUUUAUAAGCCUUUGAAAACUCCAUGUUUGUACUUGCUCAGUAAAAACUUCUUCCAGUUGCACAGAC